AUUCGGUGACGUAGCAUACGCUCGCCGGGGAGAAGUUUAAAAAUAAACGUGAAACUUUUUUCCCUUCUAAAAACCGAUUUACGUGGAUAAUUAUUUUUUAGUAUUUUCUCACAAGUUCAAUAGAAUACAAACCAAGGAAGCCAUAACGAGUUAGAAGAGCGACAGCGGGCAGAUAAAGCGAAUUCUGAGGCUGGGAUGUCCUCCCAAGAUGAAGACUCGUCGGCUGCCCUGUCUGCUGUCCUGUCCUCUGCAUGGGCGGCUGCUUUGUCUGCUGCAGUUGCAGUUGCCACGUCAGUGGACGCCAAAGCUGAUCUGGGCAAACUGUUGGAUGAGUGGGAAGAGACAAGGCAUGCUACCACAGAGCAGCUGGUGUCCACCUUAACUAAAAUAUCUGAGCUGAUCGAAAAGGAGACAGAAGAAUUUUACAAAUCUGAUCCUGACCCCUUUGAUGAUCGUCAUCCAGAAAGAGCUCACCCAAACUGUAUGCUGGGUCAGCUGCUGAGGAUGAUCUUUAUAAAUGAUGAAUUCACUAAUGAGCUUUUGGACACGUAUAUCAUGACCAGUCGAGACGUUGCCCUAAACACAGCAGCCUGUCGCCUCUUUCUGAACAUUGGCCCAGGCCUGGAUACUGUUGUUGUCUUUGAAGAGAAGGAAGGCUUGUUGGCGAAGAUAUUCAGUUGGGCCCGCGAAGCUGAGCGGCCUCUUUGCGUCUACGCCACGGGCCUGCUGGCCAGAGCCAUGAGCAACCAGGAGUUGGCAACUAACCACAGAGAGGAGAACGCUAAACUGGUAUCCAUGAUGAUCAAACGUCUACAUGAGCUGCAAUCUGCAGAGCUCACCAGUUAUUUUAGUCCCACCCACACCGCCCAGAACCUACCUCCACACUCUCAGGAUGAAGCCGCCCACACCUCAGUUGUCACAAAAAAACGGCGAAUCCAGACUGAAGAGGAAGAUGGCUCAGAAGACAAGGAGGGAAAGGAGAAUAAUGGGGAGAGUAGCAGGUCAAUGUCAAAGGUCAAAUCUCCUGCCCAGAGAAACGGCGGCCACUCCUCCUCCUCUCGCCUUCUCCCAAACUUUGUGUAUCAAGCGAGCCCGCAUCCUGCUUCAAAAGAGAAGGAAGAAACUCAGGGAGGAGAAGAAGAAGGAAGAGGGAAGAAACUAAAUGAGAAUGGAAGGAAGGCUAAACAGAAGCAGCACUGUACCACCUCCAUCAGUGGGGCUGAGGAGGAGGGAGAGAAGGCGGAUACCAGCCAGCAGCCCAGCAGCAGCUCCUCCUGGGCUGAGAUGAGCCCCAUUCUGAUUGGCUCCGACUACAGACUGUCGCCGUUGAGUCCAGCCAUGGAGCAGAGGCUCAUCCUGCAGUAUUUGACACCGCUUGGAGAUUACCAAGAGCUGCUGGGAGUCUUUAUGAAACUGGACACUCUGUCGCUGAUGAUGAACUACAUCGACCUCAGGAAGACCAAAAAUGUUCAGCUUACUUUUGAUGCUCUGCUGUAUCUCGCUUCACUGCUCCUUCAUAAGAAGUUCUCGUCUGAGUUCACUGCUCACGGAGGAGUGCAGAAACUUCUGGAGAUCCCGAGGCCCUCCAUGGCAGCAACAGGCGUUUCUCUCUGCCUUUACUAUCUGGCUUACAAUCAGGAUGCAAUGGAGAGGGUUUGCAUGUUUCCAGACGGCGUGCUGUCAGACAUGGUGUCAUACGCGCUGUGGUUGCUGGAGUCAUCCCAUGCUUCGGGCAUCUGCCACGCCACCAUGUUUUUCUCCAUUUCUUUUUCAUUUAGGGCUGUGCUGCAGCUCUUCGACCAGCUGGAUGGUCUCCGCAGGCUGGUCAAUCUGAUCAGCACUUUGGAGAUCCUAAACGCAGAGAAUGCACAGAGAUUAAGUGAUGAUCAGAUCUUCUCAAGCAGACAGACAGCCAAGCACACCUGCAUGGCGCUGCGCAAGUACUUUGAAGCUCACCUGGCAGUGAAGACUGAACAGGUGAAACGCUCUUUGAACACUUCAGAAAACGGCACCAUUAUUCCCCAUCAGCCAUCUUACAAGGCCUAUACAUACACCAGAGAGCAAAUCAUUGAGAUGAUGGAGUUCCUUAUUGAAUGUGGACCUCCUCAGCUCCACUGGGAGCCGGUCGAAGUUUUCUACAAGUUGUCCUGUGUUCCUUUAAUGCUGAAGCUCAUAUCAGCCGCCUGCGACUGGUCAACCUACAACGGCAGGAGCGACACAGCUCGCUAUGCUUUGGACAUCAUAGCCGUGCUGACAGUUGUUCCUAAAGUCCAGUUGGUGCUGGCGGGUACAGUGGAGGUUUAUGAUGAAAAUGGAUCCCUUGUUCCCACUAUAGGUAUGAGCAUCAUUCUGGGUGUGGCCGAAGGUGAGGUGUUCCCUAACGAUGCCGAGAUUCAGAAGUCUGCCCUGCAAGUGAUAAUAAACUGUGUGUGCGCUCCAGACCAGAGCCGGAACAGCGUCGGGGCUUUCGCUGUCUCCCCCCUCAAAAAGCCUUUGCACCCCCAGCAGUCCCCUCCCAUCCACAACAGGGUGCUUUCCCACAUGUGGCAAGUGGUGCAGAACAAUAAUGGCAUAAAGGUGCUUCUGUCUCUGCUGUCCGUGAAGGUUCCUAUCACAGAUGCAGACCUGAUCCGAGCUUUGGCCUGUAAGGCUCUGGUUGGGCUCAGUCAUUGCUCUGCCAUCAGGCAGAUCAUCAGCAAGCUGCCGCUUUUCACCAGCAGUCAGAUUCAGCAGCUCAUGAAGGAGCCGGUGCUGCAGGACAAACGCAGCGAACACGUUCUAUUCUGUCGCUAUGCCGUCAAGCUGACCGAGCGAGUGUCUGGUAAGCCCAUCAUCAUGGGUGCUGACGUGUCACUGGCUCGUUUGCAGAAGGACAACGUGGUCGCCCAGACUCGCAUCACGUUUUCUGAGAAGGAGCUCCUCAUUCUGAUUAGGAACCACCUUGUAGCCAAAGGACUCCAUGACACAGCCAACACCCUGGUUAAGGAGGCUAAUCUACCUGCAGCUCCUCUGGGUCCAAACUCCACCCUCUCAUGUGUCACCCCUACCUCCUCCACCUCCAAACCUAGGACUUGUCGGUUAGCCAGCGGGAUGUCAGCUCGCAUCGCCAGCCAUGUCGGAGCCUCUCCUCUGUCCUCAGGUCAUUCUGCUCCCUCAGUUUCCCGAUCCCCAGCGGCGUCUCACAUGUCAGGUUCCUGGGCAUCUACCUCAGCUGUUCCAACUACUCCUCCUCAGCCUGCACCCUAUGGGCAGAGCUCGCAUCUUUCUAGCCGGAUCUUGUUCUCGCGAGAACGACAAAUGGCCAGCUCCAACUCAGGGAAAAAACUUCGUGCAUUGAAACAGAAGUCCGACCACGGUGCUUUUGUACAGACCCCAGCUAUGAAAAGGCAGCUGGAGCUCCACCUGCCGUCUCCGCCGACCCUUGACAACAUCAUCACUGAGUACCUGAGGGAGCAACAUGCCCGUUGUCCCAAUCCCGUCACCACCUGUCCUCCGUUUUCCCUUUUCACCCCUCACCGCUGCCCAGUGUCCAAACUGAGGCGUCAGGCUCCCCCCAACUUCACCGCCCGUCUGGGGAGCAGGGUGCUGUAUCCACGGUACGGUGGUCAGGAUAGAGGAAGCCUGGACAGACACCUGAUAUUCAGCAGGUUUCGCCCCAUGUCAGUUUUCCAUGAAGGCGACGGAGGCGACAGCAGUUUCACCUGUUGUGCCUUUUCAGCCUGCGAGCGCUUCCUCAUGCUGGGAACCUGCUCCGGUCAACUCAAGCUUUACAACAUCUUCUCUGGAGAGGAGGAGGCCAGCUACACCUGCAAUGGAUCAGCCAUCACUCACAUCGAGCCUUCCCGGGAUGGUAACUUAGUUCUUACCUCUGCCUCCUGGAGAGUCCCCCUGUCAGCUCUGUGGAGUAUGGACGGUGUCUUUAGCAUGAAAACCUCAUUUGGAGAGGAUCACCAUGUUGAGUUCAGCAAACUCUCUCAGGACAGAGUAAUUGGUACUAAGGAUGAAGUCGCACAUAUCUAUGACAUCCAGACGGGCCAGAAGAUCCUGACCCUGAACGACCCUGCACUGGCCAAUGACUACAAGAGAAACUGUGCCACCUUCAACCCCACGGAUGACUUGGUGCUAAACGACGGGGUCCUGUGGGAUGUGCGCGCAUCACGGGCUAUCCACAAGUUCGACAAGUUCAACAUGAACCUCAGCGGGGUUUUCCAUCCAAACGGGCUGGAGGUCAUCAUCAACACAGAGAUUUGGGACCUGAGGACCUUCCAUCUGCUCCACACGGUUCCUGCUCUGGAUCAGUGCGGGUUGGUCUUUAACAGCACUGGCACCAUCAUGUAUGGAGCGAUGCUACAAGAUGAUGAUGAUGAGCACGUCAGCAUAAGCGGGCAGGUGGCGAGUCCCUUUGGCUCCUCCUUCAGAACCUUUGAUGCUACAGACUACAAGCCUAUCGCCACCCUGGAUGUAAAGAGGAACAUCUUUGAUUUGUGUGCAGAUACUAAGGACUACCACCUGGCUGUCAUAGAGAACCAGGAUACAACGAGCAUGGAUACGGUAUGUCGUCUAUAUCAAGUUGGACGACUGAAACUGGCAGAAGAAGGAGACGUUGACGAUCAGGAUCAAGAUCAGGAUGAUGAUGAUGAUUCGUCAGAUUCAGAUGAUGAUGAUGAUGAUGACGAUGAUCUAGACAUAAACCCCCUCAUUGAGGAACUGGCUGAUAUUAAUGAACAGGAGAACGUGGAGGACGCUAACACUAGUGAUGAGAUUCAGGCUAUUCUUGGUAAUAGCAGUGAUUAUGACCCUAGUAAUAUUGACUCGGAGGACUCAGACCUAGAAGAUUCAAUCCUCAACUCAUCAUGGUUAAGAGAAGAAUCAGAUGAUGAAGACUGACAUAUUUGGAUACAUGUCUGACGUAUAGUUUGAGAGAUGGAAGAGGAGGCGCACUCGCUGCGCAGAGCAUGUGGAUCCCUCAGAAAAGCCAGAUAAAUGGCACCAAAAAUUCCAAGGUUUCAUUUAAAAAACUAGACUGACCAUUGGUUUUGGAUUUCUUGUCCCUGUUUAAUUAAAUUUUAAAGGUUUGUUGUGUUAUAUCUAUGAUAUUUUUGGACACUUUGCAUCUGCUGCAGAAAUGGAGCACAACGUCCUUUUUCAAAUCUACGCUCAACCUUAGAAGACAGUUCUUUGUAUGAGGAGAAAAUAUAAGAUGCACAAUGAAUAAACAAAAGGUCUCUUUUUCAUAAAAAAUAGUUUCCCAGUUUUUAUUUAAGCAUUAUUUAAAUUUUUGGUCACAGCUCUUUAAAGUGAGUUUUGACCACAGACAUUUUCAGAAAAUGACGUUUUUUGGAUCCUGUUUUUCAACAUGUAAUAAUAUUCGUAUGUUCAUAU
Messenger RNA from Cyprinodon tularosa, 5382 nucleotides. Its product is annotated as DDB1- and CUL4-associated factor 1-like. The transcript is spliced from 30 exons. Gene Ontology annotation, molecular function: histone H2AT120 kinase activity; nuclear estrogen receptor binding. Gene Ontology annotation, biological process: protein ubiquitination. NCBI's taxonomy places the organism in Eukaryota, Metazoa, Chordata, Actinopteri, Cyprinodontiformes, Cyprinodontidae. The coding region runs from base 196 to 4887 and encodes 1563 amino acids. Gene Ontology annotation, cellular component: nucleus; Cul4-RING E3 ubiquitin ligase complex. The record is from RefSeq and is a predicted model, not a curated record.